This is a messenger RNA of Trypanosoma cruzi, 845 nucleotides long. RefSeq lists its product as uncharacterized. Lineage: Eukaryota; Euglenozoa; Kinetoplastea; Trypanosomatida; Trypanosomatidae. The record is from RefSeq and is a predicted model, not a curated record. The transcript has a single exon. The annotation marks the transcript as partial.
AUGUCUUGGCAGGGGCCGAUGUUGCGGUCCCCGCACUUCACGUACGACGCCUUGCCGUCUCGUUCGCGAUUGACGCCCUCGGCGGUGUCCGUGUACAACGAGGUGGCGAUUGCCGAUCGUGUCGUUCGGGCAUGUGCGUGGACGGACAACUCCGCUGACUUUGUCUUUGGAGACGGCACGGUGCUCUCCUUUUGUGACGAAAUGCAAACAUAUGUCGCCUUCCCUCGCGUGUCGCACGCACCUUUGAAUUCGCAGGCUGCAUUGGGUAGCAGUGGUCAUUCUAAGAGCUUUAACGAGGGCGACAUUUACGGUGCGGAGAGUAAGAGCCAGGGGGAAUACUUCUUCACACCCCUCACACUUUCCAAAUACGAGAAUAAAGUUCGGGAGGCUUUGCAUAUUUACAACUUUUACUCGCCGCGGCCACGGAUUGUCACAGGCCUCACGGCAACACCGUGUGAAGUGUGGCGCCAGAACAGCCCGAUUGACUCACUUGUCAUUGCAGCAGAUCGACGCCUUUUUGAGCGUCGUGGAUCUCGAGCGACUCUAUGGUGUGCGCUCCGUCGCAUUUCACUAACAUUGCAUGGUGGCCGUGCAACAUUUUCAGUGCGUUGGCCCGCACCGGCAGUGGAACGCAACAUGGCGCGUUCCAUUUUUGUUCGUCCUGUUGAUGAACAUGGUGUUUUUACAGGAAUGCUUGAAAGUGUGCGGUCAUUUCAUUUUGUGUGGGUGGAACAAACAUUUCCCGUGAUGGACCCGCCGGAAGCGUGGGCAGAAAUGUUGGAGACUGCUCUGCAACUUGACGCGGAUGCUCCGGCCGGCAGUGUGGGGGAGAGAAAGGAGGAUGG